Chenopodium quinoa (quinoa) is the source of this 471-nucleotide messenger RNA. RefSeq names its product sulfated surface glycoprotein 185-like. The transcript has a single exon. The record is from RefSeq and is a predicted model, not a curated record. NCBI's taxonomy places the organism in Eukaryota, Viridiplantae, Streptophyta, Magnoliopsida, Caryophyllales, Amaranthaceae. The coding region runs from base 1 to 471 and encodes 156 amino acids.
AUGUCAUUACCACAAUCACAAAGAUCAUUUUCAUGUAUCAUACCAACCAUAUUACUGAUUAUUAUUUUUAUAUGUCCAAUAAAUGGAUUUGAAUCAAGGAAGCUUGAUGAAACAGGCUCAUCUUCCGACCCAAGUAUAAAGUGUGGUGGUUGUUCACCUUGUGGUAAUCCAUCAUGCUACUUGAGUCCACCACCGCCAACGCCUUCACCACCACCACCAUCACCACCACCACCGCCGCCUAAGAAAAAACCGGUCUCGCCUUACUGCCCACCACCACCUUAUUCACCAGGAACAGGUAGCGGCGGUAGUGGUGGUAGUGGCGGUAGUGGCUUUGACUACAUGACCGCGCCCCCAGGCCAACUCUACCCUGUUGUUGAUCCCAACUAUUCCGCUUCACCUCGGAUUUUUGCAGCUGCUACAAAUCAACUAUUUGGGUUUGUUUUACUAGGAUUUUUAAUUUUGUGGUCUUAA